UGUUGAUAGUCUUGCUGUCUCCUUGCUGUAUAUUCUCUAUUGAUUCUGAUUUGUUUGAGUUUCCUCAGGCAGCUUUAUUUCUAGUCUAACAACCCAGUUCUGCACUUUAUUCCAGUCACACCAGAACAUGUAGCUGCGACAGAAGGAAUAAACUAUCGUUAAAAUAAGGAAGUGCUCAAUAAAACUAAUAAAAAUAAUAAGGCCUGAGUAAACUACCGAUUAAACAAGCUGAUGUGUCUCUGGCUACAAUGUUAGCAUUUGAAUGCGUUGGAAGGAUGUACAAAUGGAAGAAGUUUGCCAGAGGAAACACUUCCGUGACAUUCGCCCCCGAUUGUCAAUCGCAUCAUUUAGAAGUCGUUAAUGAAAGUAAAGCUGAGAGUUUGAUGCUGAUCCCGUUUUCCAGGUGAAAAGCCAUACAAAUGCUCCCUCUGUGAGGCGACGUUCAACAGGAAGGACAAAGUGAAGCGACACAUGCUCAUCCAUGAACCCUUCAAGAAAUACAAGUGUCCGUUUAGGACACAUGUGGGCUGCACCAAAGAAUUCAACAGGCCAGACAAACUCAAGGCCCACAUUCUGUCACAUUCUGGUAUCAAACCCUACAAGUGUCUUUUUUGUCAGAAGGCGUUCAGCCGCAGGGCCCACAUGCUGGAGCAUCAGCAGUCCCACACAGAUAACUACCGCUUCAGAUGCUCCACCUGCAACAAGGGCUUCACCAGACAGAGCUAUUACAGAGAUCACAAAUGUCCUGCAGCAGGAAACGGGACGGGAAGUGAAGGAGGGACCGGAGAGGCGGAGCGAGACAAGCUGGUGGGAGCGGCAGAGGAGAAGGAUGGAGAGGAUGACGGGAGAAGAAGCAGGUUCUUGAGAAGAGAAAAUAUGUCGGGCGGUGCUGACGGAGAGAAUGACCACAGCUCAAAGGGCAGCCAAGAGCAGGAAACACACGAGGAGGAGGAGGAGGAAGAAGAGGAGGAGGAAGAUGAAGAGGGGAGGAGGGCUGACGAGGGUUGUCAGGCUGCAAUGACUAUCACCAGCAUUGAAGGACAGGAGGAGGAGGAGGAUGAAGAUGAAGAUGAGGAGGAGGAUGAUGACGGGAUGGAACAUGGUGUUAUGGUACUGGAUCACAUUCAGAGCAAUGACCAAAACUGUUUGCAGCAGCAAUGUUUGUAGUUUUAAGCACGAUCUUAGUUGCAACGUUUCCCGGACAUGGACCAAACAAACUAAGCUAUCCAUAAUUUGUUUUGUUUUUAAGUCUGGGAAAUGAUUUGUUUUAUAUUAAAACGUUAAAUUACAUACACUGAUUUUACUGUAAAGUAAGUAGGUCUACAGUUUGUUAUGUUGUAUCUAUACUACCAAAAUAACCAGUGGACCAUUUCCAUGUACUUGUGUACAAUCAUUGCGCAAGAUGAGCCACAGUGUUCAUUUAAAAUGUCAUAAUGUCAAAAGCAACAGAAACAUUUUGUCUAAUUCU
Messenger RNA from Anarrhichthys ocellatus (wolf-eel), 1468 nucleotides. Its product is annotated as zinc finger E-box-binding homeobox 1-like. The transcript has 3 exons. Bases 472 to 1167 code for a protein of 231 amino acids. The record is from RefSeq and is a predicted model, not a curated record. Lineage: Eukaryota; Metazoa; Chordata; Actinopteri; Perciformes; Anarhichadidae.